Aspergillus nidulans FGSC A4 is the source of this 3726-nucleotide messenger RNA. RefSeq names its product putative cell division control protein Cdc25. The coding region runs from base 1 to 3726 and encodes 1241 amino acids. The record is from RefSeq and is a predicted model, not a curated record. Gene Ontology annotation, molecular function: guanyl-nucleotide exchange factor activity. Gene Ontology annotation, cellular component: endosome membrane. Gene Ontology annotation, biological process: small GTPase-mediated signal transduction. The transcript has 3 exons. NCBI's taxonomy places the organism in Eukaryota, Fungi, Ascomycota, Eurotiomycetes, Eurotiales, Aspergillaceae.
AUGUACGGAACUCGCGUCCUCGAUCCAUUGGCUGUUGACCAGGGAUCAGCGGGGAUGAACAAAACAAAGGCCUUGGUGACCGCUUUUGAGAAAUUCGAGUACGAUUACCCCGAGAAGCCGAUGGCUAAUACCCUGGCCCCGAGAAGCCGGAGCCGUGGAGGAAGCUUGUCAUUUUCUCAGAGAGACGUCGUGAGAGACCACUCACCGAAACGACAUAUACCGCCCAUGAAGUCGCCUAGUCCGGAACCGGCGCCCGCACUGUUUGUGCGCGCCAUGUAUGAUUAUGAUGCCGAUGAUCACACAAGUCUGAGUUUCCGACAAGGAGAUGUCAUUCAGGUUCUCAACCAGCUCGAAACUGGCUGGUGGGACGGUGUUAUCAAUGGCAACGUUCGGGGCUGGUUUCCCAGUAACUACUGCGCUGUCAUUACUGACCUGCGCGAACUUGAGGAACAUGUAUCACAGGUUCAGGUUCAUGACGAAGCUGAUAUCAGCGCGGAGUCUGGUGCUGGCGAGGAAGUAGAAGAGGAACACGACGAUGAUGCUGACUCUCCUGCAAAUGCCCGUGAUUCUCAGCCAAUUCUACCUAUUGAGGGAAUGGACCCUCCCAGUCAGCAAGAAGAGGCUGCAUUCUGGAUUCCUCAAGCGACUCCCGAUGGCCGUCUAUUCUAUUUUAACACACUUACUGGCUACAGCACCAUGGAACUUCCUUUUGAAAAUCCGUCUGCCAACGACACUGGCCCAUAUGACCGCAAUAACUUUUUCGUACCUGACCAAACUCGACCGCCCCCCGAACUGAUGGCUCGGGGGUUUGAGCGUGAUGAAGACGACUAUGAUGGCUCGGCAUCUGAGGCUGAGGGUGAAUCUCUCAUGCUUGCCUCGCACGACUCAAUGUCUCGGCGACGCCAGUCGUUUAUCGACGGUGUAUCGCCCGCUACUUCUUUGGAUUCCCUUCACCCCCCAUCUGCUACGAAAUCCAUGAAUGAGGGGAAAAGUCCUCUUGGCCGAAGCCCUCAUAGACCCUAUGGCUCUACAGGCGCAGGAAGCAACACCUCGAUCUCAGAGCAAUUGCACCGGCCUUCAAUUUCAUCUCGAGUUUCUCAGCAUUUCUUCGACGAUCAUACCUCAACUCCUAUCACCUGGCCCUUACUUGUGGACAACAUGUCCCAAGCUGUGGAAGCUUAUCGGCAGACAUUAUUAAGCGGCGAUCGUGCAGAGUUUGUGAGGAAGGCUGAGGACAUUUCAGACCACUUGCGCAUGCUAUUAGCGGCCGGCUCUGAUACUACUGAUAACCAUUCCGGAAACCCCUCGAUAAUCUCCGCGAACAAGCCUUUAUAUCAGCAUUUCCGGGAUAUGAUGUCGAAAUUUUCCAAACUGGUUCUCUCAUCGCACAUGGCUGCAGCUGAUUGGCCAGGCGCAGACGCUGUCAAUAAGUGCCUUCAAGAAGCCGAUGGUGUCAUGCAAGGGGUCUAUGGUUAUGUUGAGGUUGCAAGACAGCAACGUGGCGAUUACAUUCGUCGGAUCGCCCCCGGCUUUGUGAUGGGUAGCUCUUCAGGUGGCUCCUGGCAGAACAAUGGUGUUUCACUAAACGACUCUGGUCCUACUUCAUUUCUGGACCAAGAUGGAGGGGACUUGCGACCAGAGCCCACUGUUCCUUUAGAACCAAACGUUCUGGACCAUAUUGAUGUCCUUCGAAGGUCUUUUGUCGGGGCCAUACGCCGCGUGGAGGAGCAAUUGACCCUUAACCAGAAGAAGAUCGUUACUCUGGCUGAACACGAGGAACUCAGCGAGUUGAUUGCCGCAGCUGCUGUCAAGGUUGUAGAACAAUUCCGCCCGUGGGUCUCUGCUGUCGAGUCGAUAAAUCUGGGACCUUUGGGGACCAGUUUCCAAAAUCCCCAGCUCAUCGAUUUCAGCUCACAGAAGCAACGAGUUUAUGAUGCCAUAGCUGACUUUGUCGUCAGCUGCCAGGCGGUUUCGGCACCGCUUGGUGAUGAAUGGGCAGAACUUCGCGGUGACUCGCUUGAGGAUCGCUUGAAUGCUGUUCGGGGUGUUGCCCGACAACUUGAGAAUUAUGUUUCUCAGAUUGGGUUCUCUCUCUCGCUUCUCCUUGAACAGGUGCCCGAAACACCUACUCUACGUAGCGAAAGUCGCAUUGGCGGUGAUAGUGAUGGCUAUAUGGGCCUGCACAGUCGCUCCGAGUCUCGUUCGACCGAGGUCGGUGUGCCAUCAGCACAUCCGUUGGACGGGUCUCCCGAGAAAAUGCGUCGUAAUAUGGACAAAGCUCAGAGGUUUUUCGGACAAGCUCCUCCCGCCGCCAUUACAAGAGAACCCAUUCGAGAAAUAGCCCGUGAACCUGAAGAGACACCGUGGUUUUUGAAGAUGGAUCAUGAAGGCGAAGUGUUCUACGAUACUAAGAAUGACGUGCCGACUCUGAAGUGCGGUACACUGGCAGGGUUGGUAGAGCACUUGACCCGUCAUGACAAGCCCGAUAUGUCUUUCAAUAGCACCUUCCUCCUCACUUACCGUUCCUUUACGACCGCAUCGGAGCUUUUUGAGAUGAUCAUGCAACGGUUCAACAUUCAGCCUCCUUUUGGCUUGAACGCCGAUGAGAUGCAAAUGUGGGUGGACAGGAAGCAAAAGCCGAUUCGGUUCCGCGUGGUCAAUAUCCUGAAGACCUGGUUCGAAAACUACUGGAUGGAGCCAAAUGACGAGUCGCACAUGCAGCUCCUCGAGCGUGCGCAUUCCUUCACCAAAGAUUCAAUUGCAACUACGAAGACGCCUGGUUCAACUCAGCUUCUGGCAGUUAUUGAGCAGCGUCUGAGGGGCCAGGAUACUACCGUUAAGCGACUGGUGCCCACGCAAGCAACGCCCGCCCCGACGCCAAUCAUUCCCAAGAACAUGAAGAAGCUGAAGUUCUUGGAUAUUGACUGUACAGAGUUCGCCCGUCAACUGACCAUCAUUGAAUCACGCCUUUACUCCAAGAUCAAACCCACGGAGUGUCUAAAUAAGACAUGGCAGAAGAAAGUUGGCCCUGACGAACCGGAACCCGCUGCAAAUGUGAAGGCCCUGAUUCUGCACUCAAACCAGCUGACCAACUGGGUUGCUGAAAUGAUUCUCAACCAAAGCGAUGUGAAGAAGCGAGUGGUUGUCAUUAAACAUUUUGUGAAUGUUGCGGAUAAAUGUCGGGCCUUGAACAACUAUUCCACACUGACUUCGAUUAUUUCGGCCCUUGGGACAGCUCCCAUUCAUCGACUUUCUCGUACAUGGGCUCAGGUCAGUGGGCGCACAUCUGCCAUCCUAGAGCAGAUGCGCAGACUUAUGGCGAGUACGAAGAACUUUGGUGAAUACCGGGAAGCGCUCCAUCUUGCCAAUCCGCCUUGCAUUCCCUUUUUUGGUGUGUAUCUCACGGACCUGACAUUCAUCGAGGAUGGUAUACCAUCUCUUACGCCCUCCGAAUUGAUCAAUUUCAACAAACGAACCAAAACGGCGGAGGUUAUUCGUGACAUCCAACAAUACCAGAAUUCGCCCUACCUUUUGACCCCUGUCACCGAAUUACAGGAGUACAUUCUCAGUAACUUACAAGGGGCGGGCGAUGUGCACGACAUGUACGAUCGAAGCCUGGAAGUGGAGCCGCGAGAACGUGAAGACGAGAAAAUUGCGAGGUACGCCACCGGUGGUAGAGACAUGAGUGCUCUGACUUUUGGAACCCUGCUCAUGUCAUCGCGAUAA